Messenger RNA from Armigeres subalbatus, 697 nucleotides. Its product is annotated as histidine-rich glycoprotein-like. Lineage: Eukaryota; Metazoa; Arthropoda; Insecta; Diptera; Culicidae. The transcript has a single exon. Bases 35 to 697 code for a protein of 220 amino acids. The record is from RefSeq and is a predicted model, not a curated record.
UUUGUUGAUCAGUGAUUCGCUAUUCGAAAGUAAGAUGACGAAGUUUACGUCUCUGAUUGUGAUAUCAGCCGUUUUGGCCGUUGGUUUGGUGGUUGCUGCCCCUCCUCACGAUCACGGUGGAGCUCACAAGGAAGCAGCGCAUGCAGCAAAGCCCGCUGAACAUGGAGAUGCCCACGCCAAACCGGCAUAUACACCUCCUGCCCACGGUCACCACGAAGCCCCGGCCCAUCAUCCUGCUCCAGCCCCAGCCCACGGCCAUGGCCAUGAUGCUAAGCCUGCCCAUGGUCCAGCUCCUUCCCAUAAGCAUGAAGGUACCCACAAGAACCAGGUUCCAGCCCCAAUGAAGUACCCGUCUGCUCCUCACCAAAAGCCAGCACCACAUGGCUACGUCGCACCUGCCUCCCACGGACAUAAGGCACCUGCCGCGCACGGCCAUCACACUCCGGCUCACAAGGGAGGUCGGUCCUACCAUCAGGAAUACCACGCCGCUCCGGUGCCUCACGCAUACCACGGAGGUCACGACGUCGUUCAUCACGCCUAUGCCGUACAGGCUCCUCACUCGAAAUGCGGAGCCAACUUGCUGGUCGGAUGUGCCCCUUCAGUGGCUCACGUUCCCUGCGUCCCAGUGCACGACCACAAACCUGCCCACCAGCCCCAAUACCUUGGACAGAGUCAUGAUGUCGGCUAUACUCAUUGA